Messenger RNA from Telopea speciosissima, 689 nucleotides. RefSeq lists its product as uncharacterized. The record is from RefSeq and is a predicted model, not a curated record. Gene Ontology annotation, cellular component: chloroplast thylakoid membrane; chloroplast inner membrane. NCBI's taxonomy places the organism in Eukaryota, Viridiplantae, Streptophyta, Magnoliopsida, Proteales, Proteaceae. Bases 109 to 585 code for a protein of 158 amino acids. The transcript is spliced from 5 exons.
GCGAUUUGGAUUUUGGUUUAUAAAGCCAUUAAAAAAUUCCAGUUUUGGGACUUGAAUUUCUCCUGACAUCCUUCUCUACCUCUCUCUCUGCAACUCCACUCGAUCUCCAUGGCGACUUCUUGCACUUCGGUGACUGGUGGAUCUUAUUUCAAGACUUGUGAACUCCAGUCAACGAAGCUCAGUUCUUUAGGGCACCCACCUAGAGUGGCAUAUCAAAAGAAAUUGAAUCAGUCUGGAUCCAAUCGUAGAUUAUCUGUUCGUGCAGAAUACAAUGAUGGUGGUAGAGGUGGUGGCGGUGAUUUUAUUGCUGGGUUCCUUCUAGGAGGUGCUGUGUUUGGAACAGUGGCAUAUAUCUUCGCUCCGCAGAUUAGGAGAGCUGUUCUAAAUGAAGAUGAAUAUGGAUUCCGGAAGGCUAGGCGACCAAUAUAUUAUGAUGACGGCCUCGAGAAGACCAGGCAGACCUUGAAUACAAAAAUAAGCCAACUCAAUUCAGCCAUUGACAACGUCUCAUCAAGGUUGAGAGGUGGAAAUAAUGCUGUCAAGGAACCAAUGGAAAACGAUGAAGAAGUUGAGGCUACCAUGUAGAAGCUUGGUACUGUCAACUCCUAUAUGUUGUCUCAAUUUCAGCAGUUUGAAAUCUACAUUAUAAUGUUUGAUUAGAUAUUUUUGCUAGGAAAUUGAUUUCUGCA